AUGUAUCAACUCUGGGUGACACUUGGACUUGCAAUAAUCGGCUUCGGGUUAAUAAGUACAGCAUGGUAUAGGUCGACGUACUCCCUUAAACCUAUAAAACCUAUAAAACUUUUGACUAUACCUCUGAUUAAUCACGGCAAUAUACGAUAUUAUGGAAAUAUCGAAAUUGGAACUCCACCGCAGACAUUUAAAGUACUUUUCGACACUGGUUCCUCAGCUCUCUGGGUUGCUGGAGUUAAGGUUGUAUCCCAACCAUUUGGAGUGGUUACAAGCGAUUUGUCCUUCGAGGAGGAAUUUGAUGGCGUCCUGGGGAUGGGUUACCCCUUCUCAUCCCAGACUGGGACUCCUGUAUUCAAAAACAUGAUUGAUCAAAACUUGGUGUCCCAAUUAGUUUUCAGUUUCUAUCUAAGUCGAGAUCUGUCAGUCGCGACGAGUAGUGAACUGAUAUUGGGUAGUUCGAAUCCCGUUCAUUACAAGGGCGAGUUUACAUAUGUUAAUGUUACUAAAGAAAGAUACUGGCAAAUUACUAUGGAUAAGGUUCAAAUAAGGGAUACAAUCUUAUGCGCGAUCGGUUGUCAAACUAUCGUCGACACGGGCCACCACGCGAUAGCUGGACCACCGCAGGCUAUCGCAGCUCUUAACAGAGAGAUCGGUGUUGUUGAUGAUAUGGUGCCAUGCGACGAUGAUUAUAUUUUUAAAUUGCCCGAUGUCAAUUUCGUCAUAGGUGGUAAAACGUUUCGACUCACUGGUCAAGAUUAUAUCUUGAAGCUCGGUGCUGCAUUUGGAAGUAAAUGCUUUUCCGGCUUUCAAAAUGUUCCGUUUAACACGCGUAACAUAGAAUGGAUUUUGGGCGAUGUAUUUAUUGGUCGAUACUACACAGAGUUUGACAUAGAGAACAAUCGAGUGGGAUUUGCAACUGCAAAAUAA
Molecule: messenger RNA, 927 nt
Organism: Temnothorax curvispinosus
Lineage: Eukaryota; Metazoa; Arthropoda; Insecta; Hymenoptera; Formicidae
Product: cathepsin D-like
Exons: 7
Coding region: 1-927 (308 amino acids)
Biological process (GO): proteolysis
Molecular function (GO): aspartic-type endopeptidase activity
Source: RefSeq, a predicted model, not a curated record